This is a messenger RNA of Canariomyces notabilis, 1386 nucleotides long. RefSeq names its product glycoside hydrolase family 5 protein. Gene Ontology annotation, biological process: glucan catabolic process. Lineage: Eukaryota; Fungi; Ascomycota; Sordariomycetes; Sordariales; Chaetomiaceae. The transcript has 6 exons. The record is from RefSeq and is a predicted model, not a curated record. Gene Ontology annotation, molecular function: hydrolase activity, hydrolyzing O-glycosyl compounds. Bases 150 to 1181 code for a protein of 343 amino acids.
CCUUCAACGAUGCGGCUUAUUAGAACAGGAGGAGAUACCGUAUAUUAUAAAGGGGAUUUGAAACUUGGAGGACAUGGGUUGAAGGCACCCAGCUGUUAAUCCCACAUAGGAUCCGGUUCGGACGGUGGAACUCGACAACCGAAGAGACCAUGAAAUUCCUCAACCUAUUGCUCGGUGCUGCUAGCGCUGGUUUGGUGCUCGCAGCUCCGGCCUGUGAUGCGCCAACUCCAACGUCCAAGACGACCAAGCGAGCAAGCAAAUUCCAAUUCGUCGGCGUCAAUCAGUCGGGUGCGGAGUUCGGCAAGGACACACUUCCUGGCCAACUUGGCAAGCACUACACCUGGCCGGUGCGGUCGAGCAUUGAUACUUUGAUGGGCAAGGGCAUGAACACUUUCCGUGUAGCCUUCAUGAUGGAACGGCUUAUCCCCAACAAGAUGACUGGCACUAUCAACACCACGUACUCCCAGGGCCUCACAGAUAUUGUCGGGUAUAUCACAAGCAAGGGGGCUUACGCGGUCCUUGAUCCACACAAUUUUGGGCGCUACUACGAGCAGGUCAUCACAGAUGUCGAAGGCUUCAAGGCGUGGUGGACAACAACUGCAAAGCUCUUUGCCAACAACGACAAGGUCAUUUUUGACACCAACAACGAGUACCACGACAUGGAUAACUCCCUUGUCCUCCGGCUCAACCAGGCCGCUAUCGACGGCAUCCGCGCGGCAGGGGCUACGUCGCAAUACAUCUUCAUUGAGGGCAAUUCAUGGACGGGGGCAUGGACCUGGGUCUCAAGCGGCAACGGCGCCAACCUUCUCAAUCUCAAGGACCCUGCCGGAGGCGACAAGCUCAUCUACGAGAUGCACCAGUACCUGGACCGCGACGGGUCGGGCACCUCGGAGACGUGCGUGUCGUCGACCACUGGCGAGGAACGCAUCCGUGAGGCGACGGCGUGGCUCAAGGCCAACAAAAAGAAGGGCAUCCUGGGCGAGACGGCCGGCGGCGCCAACGCGCAGUGCAUCGCUGCCGUCACGGGCAUGCUCUCGUACAUGGCGGCCAACUCGGACGUCUGGACGGGCUGGCUCUGGUGGGGCGGCGGCCCGUGGUGGGGGAAUUACAUGUACUCGAUUGAGCCUCCGAGUGGUGUGGCGUACCAGAGGGUGCUGCCGAGUUUGCAGCCGUAUAUCUAACUAAGGUCACGGUGGUUUUGGGGGGACUUAGAGGGCAAUCUGUUAGUAACACAGUCGCUACAGUCCGGAAGGAGUCCAAAGGUUGACAGGAACGGAGAGUGUUACCGUCAGUUAUCUUGUUUCGGGUCUCAAUGUCCUUCAUCUCAUUGUCGACUGAGUAGUCCUGCCAGCCCCCGAUGAUGAGGGAAGGGGAUUGUGUUGUGUU